Pimephales promelas (fathead minnow) is the source of this 1972-nucleotide messenger RNA. NCBI's taxonomy places the organism in Eukaryota, Metazoa, Chordata, Actinopteri, Cypriniformes, Leuciscidae. The record is from RefSeq and is a predicted model, not a curated record.
CUGAAAGAGAAGCGCUUGAACACGUUUCAGAAGAGAUACGAAGUAUGUCUUCGCAAUCCGUGAAGACUAAGAAGCAAGAUGCUGAGAAACACUCAAUUAUUUCAUCAAAACCCAUGUCCAGCAGACAAACAAAAUUGGCUGUACAACACCCAUCAGUCCACAGAAUGGCACCCAAACGCAGAGUAAAGGCUUGUGGAAACUCCUUAGAAAGGAUGCCGCCAGAGAUCAUUCUUAGGAUUCUCUCAUACUUGGAUGCUGGAUCUUUUAAAGCAGAAAGAUUAAACUCAUUCUUCUCAUUCUGAUGUCCCUGCAGUUCUGUGUGGUAUCAGUUUUACAUAUGUGAACAUGCCAAAAAGAAGAAAGCCAACCAAGAAGGUCAUAUGAUGCGUGAUCUUGGCCUGGUAGGUUUGCAGGAGAGGCCAAAGGGAUACUGGAGAAACACAUUCUUCAAAGAAAUUGCUGGCCUGAAUGUAAACAAGUGGAGAAAAAAACUUCAGCGCAUCGACCCUUAUUCAGGACUGCCGCGUCACACAGAGGAAGUCCUAAGGAGUCUGUGCAUUACAUGGGAGAUCACAGUGACUGAUGGGAGAGGACGGCGGAGCACCUUUGAGCAGUCUCAUGCCUUCUUCAGCAGUACGGGUGUUUUUGUGUUCUGGGGCGCUGUCAGUUGGCCUUCUUUCAACCAGCUCACCUCGCUUGAGCUUUGUGGAGUGUCGCAGGUGCCCCUCCAUUGUCCUGCUCCGUACAGGCCAGGCUGGAAAACGGUUAUGUCCAAAAUAAAGCUUCAAGGAGAACACAGCGAGUUGUGUGUUGCAGACAAGAUCGUCAAGAUGCUGUAUGUUGGACAGGGUGUCACUUUGGGAUUCUGGCAGGACCAAUGUGGAAUUGCUUUUGUCAUAGUGAACUUGCACAAUCACAGACUUGUAGAAAGAAGUCUUCAUGUGUCUAAUAACCCAUGUGCAGCAACCGGAGUCAGUGCUUUGUUUGAUGAUGUGGACCCAGAGUAUGGUCUCCAUGGAUACACUGCUUACAUUGAACUGCACAAUACAGCGAGAGUCGUCAUGUCUGACCGCUUUUCCCAGCUGUUUUGCAGGAGAGAUCAGAUUUCUGAUGGUUAUCUACCACUGGAAGUGAUCAGUGAGAAUAACGGAUCCCUAAAUACUCAUCUAGUUGAAGAUGUCAGCUUGCCUUGGAGGACUGAAGCUUUACAUGGAACUAUCAAGGACUGUUGCAUGAUCAACCUCACUCUAUGGGAUGAAGCCAGGCAGCCUUUUUGGUGUGUGAGUGCACCUGUUGUCAUGACUAAAGCAAAUCAGGACACGGUAUCGUACGAUUAUGAUGGCGAGAGAUUCUCCAUCGUAUAUCAAGACUCAGAGGGGAGGGUGGAGAUGGGGCUGAAGCAGAUGGAGUAUAAGCAACAGUAUUUUUUGGUUAAUCUAAUGAUUUACAUUUCUGUCGCCAAAGUGAAUAAGCACUUUGGGAGAGAUUAUUGAAGCCUUCUCAUGCCAUUUCUCAUUGGCCGUUGAAGUAUAUUUGACUUAAGAAUGAGCAGGGCAGCUACAAACCUGUCAGUGAUUUAAACCAGUAAUAACUUUUUUUUUUUUAGGAAAUGUUUGUAUACACUCUAUCACCAAAUAUUUUAAUGUACAUUUUCAUGUAUCAUUACAUUUUAAGGAUAUAAAAAUCAGCCUGUCGCAUAAAGAGAGAUUUUCAUGUCGUCAGAUAACAUUUAGAUAAUAGAAAGAAAAAAAAAUGUUGCAUGGAAUCAAAAGCUAAAGAAUAAAAGGGGACGUUUAAGCUGGAUUUAAAAGUGCCAGUGGAGGAGGAUGAUGUGAUGUGAGCAGGGAAGCCGUUCCAGAACUGAGAAAUCUCCUUUACAGCAUGAGUGCGACAGAAGGAAGCUGAUUGCAUGACCUGGGGGCAGAGUAUUAUGGAAGCUUGUUUUAACCACAGAAUACAAAAUAAAUAAAGG